AUGGCAUCGACUAUCGGAAAGAUCAUCCCUCUCGUCAUUGCAAUCCUUCUCGUAUCUGCCAUCGCGUGGGUUGUGUACCAAGUUUAUGAAUCAGCAACCAAGUUUCGCGACACGGCGUCGGAGCGAAUGGGCAAGAAGAACGUCGUCUUCACCAAAGACGGCGUGCGAGUUGGCGUAAAGCAUGUGCAGAAUGAGAAAUACGUUGAUAAGACCCAGAGUUGGGUCGUAAAGGCCUGGAACAUGGGCCAGCCGCAGUCACAGCCCAAGGAAGAGUUGUACGUCAAUGCCACUUGUUCUUCCCGAGGAUUGCGCCCUUGA
Molecule: messenger RNA, 318 nt
Organism: Metarhizium brunneum ARSEF 3297
Lineage: Eukaryota; Fungi; Ascomycota; Sordariomycetes; Hypocreales; Clavicipitaceae
Source: RefSeq, a predicted model, not a curated record